AUGGAUAGGCGACAAGUAUUUGGAGGCGUCGGCUACGGCUUACUCAAAUAUACUAUGAGGUUAGGUUUCUGGUGUUUCAGUGGACUUUCUGGACUUCCCGGACUUUCUGGACUUUCCGGGCUUCCCGGACUUUCUGGACUUCCCGGACCUUCCGGACUUCCCGGAUCUUCCGGACUUCCCGGACUUUCUGGAUUUCCCGGACUUCCCGGACUUUCUGGACUUCCCGGACUUCCCGGACUUUCCGGACUUCCCGGACUUUCCGGACUUCCCGGACUUUCCGGAAAGUCCAGGAAGUCCAGAAAGUCCAGAAAGUCUGGGAAGUCCAGAAAGCCCUGCGGAAAGUCCCGAAAGUCUGGGAAGUCCAGAAAGUCUGGGAAGUCCAGAAAGCCCUGCGGAAAGUCCCGAAAGUCUGGGAAGUCCAGAAAGUCCGGGAAGUCCAGAAAGUCCGGGGAAGUCCAGAAAGUCCGGGGAAGUCCAGAAAGUCCGGGAAGUCCAGAAAGUUCAGAAAGUCCAGGAAGUCCAGAAAGUUCAGAAAGUCCGGGAAGUCCAGAAAGUUCUGAAAGUCCGGGAAGUUCAGAAAGUCCGGGAAGUCCAGAAGAUUAG
This is a messenger RNA of Folsomia candida, 603 nucleotides long. RefSeq names its product fibril-forming collagen alpha chain-like. The record is from RefSeq and is a predicted model, not a curated record. The transcript has a single exon. Lineage: Eukaryota; Metazoa; Arthropoda; Collembola; Entomobryomorpha; Isotomidae. Bases 1 to 603 code for a protein of 200 amino acids.